AUGAGGCGUUACACCUACAUCAUGCUGACAUGCAUCUUAAACAGCGUUGUUACGGUUAAAGUUAAAGUCAUAAUGCACUCUGAUGAGGAUUCCAGAAUAGAAGAUGACGAAAUUCCCCACACGGAGACUUGGGACGCCAAACAGAAAGUAGAAAUAACAAUGUUGCCAUUUCUGAAGAAAUCUCACGGAAACGUAAGGCAUGAAGAAAAACAAGUAGAUUACGAGGAAGAAGUUCAAACAACUGAGAAACAAAAACAGAUCCACCCGAACGAGAUGCUCUUCCCAUUAAUAUAUAAACAGAGCCAUAUCAACAGUAUGUUCAAGUUUGGUGACAACUGGUACACCUGGUCCACGGAGAAACGAACAGAUGGCUCUAAAGCGACUAAUUAUUUUAUUUGCUACGAGGAACCGAAACAUUGCGAUGAAAUAGGAUGGGAGCGAACGGACACAUUGCCUAAGUGCGCUUUCCAAAUAGAAGCGCUGACCGCGGACGAUCGUGCUUGUAUCAACAGCUUUGGCAUAGAACCUCGACCCGGUAACGCUUGCGAUGGCGGAGAACAGAUGAAGGUAAGCGAUAUCGUAAAAUCAUGCGGGCCUCGCGUGAAGUCCCUAUGGCGUUUCAUUCGUGUGGGCCGUCGUCCCACCAACGUAGCCAAGCCAGCUGACGUCAACUCUCUCAUCUGUGAAGACGAGGAAGAGUGCUUCGUUUCUAUCGAGUAUAGGAUUCAUCACGAUAGAAUAACAUUCUCGCUUCAUGAGCCUACGCGAGGACAAACAUUCAAGAGUGCUCUCAAACGUGAGAUUGCUGACGAUGAAAAGGUCACCACAAUUGAACCGCGACAAAAAAUAGUUCACAGAGAGAAGAAAAAUCCAGAAGUAAGUCAAAAAAAUAGGAAACACUUAAGAGCCAGGAAAGUAGCUGAAGGAAAGGGAAUAGUUAAAGAAAAGAAUGACUCUGGCUACACGAAAAGAAGACAAGUCAAAAAUAAAAUAAAAUUCAGAGAAGAUAUUUCAGACGAUGUAUCGGAGUGA
Danaus chrysippus (African queen) is the source of this 1032-nucleotide messenger RNA. The record is from the annotation of a GenBank genome assembly. NCBI's taxonomy places the organism in Eukaryota, Metazoa, Arthropoda, Insecta, Lepidoptera, Nymphalidae.